GUUCCCUUUGAUUAUAUACAAUUUCAUAUAGUUACUACAUACUUAUGAAAAGGAUUGUUCGCUGGAAUAAAGAUGAAAAUGAAGAGAAAAGGAGACAAGGGGUUAUUUAUUGCAAACAAGGGAGCAACAGAGGAGAAGAUACCUGAACAUCUACAGCAUGAGAUUGUAAGUGGACAAGAUGGCGAACUAGAAGAUAUGCUGAAUGAUGAAACUGAUUCCAUGUAUAGCUCUGGAGUCUCAGCAUCUUGGAGUAAAAGAGCCAAGCUGCAGUUGAAGAUCCAUGAAACGGAAAUGAAGAUACAGAAUUAUCAGAUUGCCAUCACCAUCAUUGAAGCACGGCAGCUCGUCGGUGAGAAUAUAGACCCGGUGGUGAUUAUAGAAAUUGGGGAUGAAAAGAAGCAGACUACAGUCAAAGAAGGAACCAAUACACCAUUUUAUAAUGAAUAUUUUCUAUUUGAUUUCACUGGGCCCCAAGUUCAUCUGUUUGACAAAAUUAUCAACAUCUCUGUUAUGCAUAACAAACUUCUAAAAAGUGUAUUGAUUGGCUCCUUCAAAGUAGAUUUGGGAACUGUUUACAACGAACCAGGUCAUCAGUUCUGUGAUAAAUGGGCCGUUCUCACGAAUCCAGCUGACAUUAAGACAGGAGUCAAGGGAUAUCUGAAAUGUGACAUCAGUGUGGCGGGGAAAGGAGACACGAUCCAAGCAGCUCAGAAAGGAAGUGAUGCCGAAGAGCAGAUAGAGAAAAAUCUCUUGAUUCCAAAGGGAUUUCCAUCAGAAAGACCUUGGGCUAGAUUUUAUGUGAGAAUCUACAAAGCUGAGGAGCUUCCAAAAAUGAACUCCAGCAUCAUGGCCAAUGUCACAAAAGCUUUCAUAGGCGAUAGUAAGGAUCUGGUGGAUCCCUUUGUGGUUGUCAUGUUUGCAGGUCAAAGGGGGCGAACCACGGUGCAAAAAAAUUGUGCUGACCCUGUGUGGCAUGAACAGGUUGUCUUUAAAGAAAUGUUUCCCCCAUUGUGCCGGAGAGUCAAAAUCCAAGUAUGGGACGAAGGCAGCAUGAAUGAUGUGGCUUUGGCAACUCAUAUGAUAGACCUGAAGAAGAUCUCAAAUGAACAGGAUGGCGAGAAAGGCUUCCUGCCUACUUUUGGGCCUGCUUGGAUCAAUCUUUAUGGUGCACCCAGGAACCACAGCUUGAUGGAUGACUACCAGGAGCUCAACGAAGGUUAUGGGGAAGGUGUCUCUUUUAGGGGACGUCUCCUAAUUGAGCUUGCAGUGGAAAUCCUCUCUGGUGCAGCCCAGGAAUCAAAGUUCUCAAAGAUCCUCAAGGAUGUGAAGCGGCCAUUGAAGGACAAAGAUUCUAAAAGUUCAAAAGACAAAGGGGCAGAAGAUGGCAAGUCACCUUCCUCUUCAGAUAAAACGAAUACAACAGAUGCGGGAGUGGAAGCUUUUGAUGUGCCCCCUGAGAUCCAUGAAGAGCAACUUGCGGAAUUCCUUCUCUUCGGGGCAUUUUUUGAAGCAACAAUGAUUGAUAGGAAGAUUGGAGAUAAACCAAUAAGCUUUGAAGUAUCUGUUGGGAACUUUGGAAAUGUGAUUGAUGGAGUGUCAUCUGGAGCCAGGGGGAAAAAGAAGACCCAUGAAGGAGAAGAAGAAGAAGGUUCUCCUUUGUUGCAAGAAGGAACAGGAGAAGAUUCACCUGACGUUGCAAUGCCUCUGAUAUCUACCACAUCUCCUGAAAAGCCAUUAAUUACGGAAGGAAACAGAAACUACCUCUACUUGCCUUACGGUGAGAAGAAGCCUUGCGUCUACGUCAAGAGCUUUUGGGGGAAUCAAACUUUUCGGUUGUAUUUCUCAAAUACCCUGGAAAAAAUGGGAGAUCUCUUGGAAGAAGGUUUGGAGCAAGUGAAAAAUCUCAUUAAAGUUUCUGAGAUUGCAUCAGAAGAGAAAAUAAAGUCGACUCUGGUUGAUUUUAUCAAGCAAAGUAGGGCCUUUAUCACAAAUGCUGAAAAAAAGCCCAAACUCAUGAAUCGGACAGCUUUGGAUAAAAAGAGAUUGAAACUGUGCAAGCAAGAACUGGAAGCCAUGUCGAGGGAUGCUAAAGGGAUUCUCCAGCAGCAAAAAAAGAAGAUUUCGCUAGAUGAAAUGAUGCGUGAAACACAAAACUUUAUAGAGAGGAUUCGGUUCUUAAUUGACGAGCCUCAACAUACAGUGCCCGACAUCUUCAUCUGGAUGCUUAGCAACAAUAAAAGAAUCGCCUAUACAAGAAUCCCAGCCAAAGACGUGCUAUAUUCCCCUAAGAUGGAGCAGCAGGGCAAACAUUGCGGGAAGAUUAAAACCCACUUUUUGAAAUUGCCAGGAAAAAGGCCUCCAGGUUGGAACGUCCAUGGAAAAGUUGACACUUAUCUCUGGCUUGGCUCUAGUAACUACGCCCAUGCUAUUUUCGAAAACUUACCAGUUGGAUAUGAAACAGAAGCACUUUUGGCAGAAAGUACAGGAUCCCAUCCUACUCCCUACCCUGCCAGUCUGAUCUACAAAACCAAGAAUAUUUUUCAACUGAGAGCUCACAUGUAUCAAGCAAGAGGAUUAAUUGCAGCUGACAGCAGCGGCCUCUCGGAUCCUUUUGCUAAAGUGACUUUUGUUUCCCACUGCCAGACCACAAAGAUCAUUCAGCAAACUUUGUCUCCCACUUGGAACCAGAUGUUGCUUUUUAAUAAUAUUCAGCUUCAUGGCGAAGCCAAGGAAAUUGCUGAAUUCCCUCCUGUAAUCAUUGUGGAACUCUAUGAUGAUGAUGCUGUGGGAAAAUCAGAAUAUAUCGGUGCAACUGUGGCUGCUCCAGUAACUAGGCUGGUGGAGAACAAAUAUGAGCCCCCAAAACUUAGUUACCAUCCUCUCUACUGUGGCAGCCUUUCAGGGGGGGAUCUUCUGGCUGCAUUUGAGCUGCUUGAGGUCCCUGAUUCUGGCCCAGAAAACCUUCCACCUCUUGAUCCUCCAGAUGCCAGCCUAAUCUAUGCAGUCCCAGCCAAUAUACGACCUGUAUUAAGUAAAUAUAGAGUAGAAGUUCUAUUCUGGGGUCUUCGGGAACUGAAGAAAGUUCAGUUUCUAUCUGUUGAUCGUCCCCAAGUCUUCAUUGAAUGUGCCAGUAAAGGAGUGAAAUCCUGUGUGAUCCAGAGCUACAAAAAAAAUCCUAACUUUAAUACCCUGACGGACUGGUUUGAAGUGGAAUUGCCUGAAAAUGAACUUCUGCACCCUCCACUAAGCAUCUGUGUCGUUGAUUGGAGAGCCUUUGGCCGUAGCACUCUAGUGGGGACCCACACUGUCAACUGCCUUAAGCAGUUUCUGUAUAAACUCAAGGAACCUCUUGUUUCCUUAGCUAAAGAAGCUGAUAUUGUGGAAGUGGACAAAGCUUCACCUGCUCCAGCUGCUGCUCCAGCACAACCUCACACAAGUCAACUUCCAUCACCUUCAUCAGAUCACAUUUAUGUUGACGUGGAACACGGAGAGCCUGUUUUAGCCAUCCCAAAACCUGAGGCGGAGGAAGUACAUAUUCCCCUAUCACCCCUGCUGCUACCACCAGCUCCUUCACGGAAACCUUCAUUAGCGUCUUCCUCUAGACCUUCAAAAGAUGGAAGACUAAAAGACCGCAAAAAAUCAAUUUACCGCUCUACCAAGAGGAAAAAAAGAACUGUUGCUGAUGAAUCUGCUGAAAAUGUCAUUGAUUGGUGGUCAAAGUAUUAUGCUUCAAUACAAAAAGUACAAAAGGCAAAAGUCUUGGAUUUCAAUGAUGGAAAACCAGGAACAUCAAAAGACACGACAAACUCUGUAAGCUUUAGCACUGAAGAUGAGCCAGAUAAAAAGAAGAAAGAGAAAUUGCUGAAAGCCAAAGUGACAGAGGCGUCUCCCAAGCUAGCCACCAUGGAGGUCUAUGAUGGCGAUUUGGAGAGCGAGUUCAACAAUUUUGAAGACUGGGUAAAAACAUUUGAACUCCUUCGAGGCAAAAUUACUGAGGAAGAUCAUACUGAUUUUGAAGACAGGAUUGUCGGGAAAUUUAAGGGCUGCUUCUGCAUAUACAAAACUCCUGAAGACUCUUCCUCAGGCGACGGAAGUUCUCUGAGAAUUCUGCAAGGCCUACCCCCAAAUCAGUCAGUGAAUGUUCUAAUCAGAGUAUACAUUGUGGCCGCUUUUAAUCUUAGUCCUGCUGACCCUGAUGGUAAAUCUGAUCCUUAUAUUGUGCUGAAAUUGGGGGAAACACAAAUUAAGGACCGAGACAAGUACAUUCCAAAACAACUAAAUCCCAUCUUUGGUCGGUCAUUUGAAAUUCAGGCAACUUUUCCUAAAGAGUCCUUGCUUUCAGUCCUGAUCUAUGACCAUGAUUUGAUUGGUUCAGAUGACCUCAUUGGAGAAACUAAAAUUGAUCUAGAAAACCGUUUCUACAGCAGGCACAGGGCUACCUGUGGAUUACAAAGCCAAUAUGAAAUUGAGGGAUACAACGCUUGGAGAGAUGCCCUCAAGCCAACUGAAAUCUUGACCAAGUUAUGCAAAGAUAACAAACUGAACGAGCCGAUCAUGCAACCUGGAAAGAUACAAAUAGGGAGCAAGAUCUUUACGGGACAAACUGUCUUUCAAGAGGAUGAAAAUGAGGGGGAGCCAGUGGAAUCGUAUGAGCACCUCGCUUUGAAAGUUUUGCGUUCUUGGAAUGAAAUUCCAGAGGUUGGAUGUAAGUUGGUGCCUGACCACAUUGAGACAAGGCCUCUCUAUCACAAAGAUAAACCUGGCAUGGAACAGGGUCGUGUGCAGAUGUGGGUGGAUAUAUUUCCUAAAGAUAUGCCUCUUCCCGGCCCUCCCGUUGACAUUUCACCUAGAAAGCCCAAAGGUUACGAACUAAGAGUAAUAAUCUGGAAUACUGAAGAUGUCAUUCUGGAGGAUGAAAAUAUCUUCACAGGACAAAAAUCAAGUGAUAUCUAUGUAAAAGGGUGGUUGAAAGGCCUUGAAGAGGAUAAACAGGAGACAGAUGUCCAUUACAACUCCUUGACAGGAGAAGGGAAUUUCAACUGGCGCUUUGUGUUUCCAUUCCACUAUCUCCCACCUGAAAAACAGAUGGUUGUCUCCAAGCGGGAGAACAUAUUUUCCUUGGAAAAGACAGAACGCAAAAUGCCUCCAGUAUUGGUCCUCCAAGUGUGGGAUUUUGAACGACUGUCUUCUGAUGACUUUCUGGGGUCUCUUGAAAUGAACUUGAACUGCUUUUCUCGAGCUGCCAAAUCUGCCAAGCGUUGUGACAUAAGCACAAUAACGGAAAAGGAAGAGAACAACAUUUCCAUAUUUCAGCAGAAGCGGGUCAGAGGCUGGUGGCCUUUCAGCAAAGCUGGAGAACUUACGGGCAAAGUGGAAGCUGAAUUUCAUUUAGUGACGGCCGAGGAGGCUGAAAAAAAUCCAGUCGGCAAAGCUCGGAAGGAACCGGAGCCUUUGGAAAAACCCAACCGGCCCGACACAUCCUUCUCCUGGUUUGUGAAUCCUUUCAAGUGUUUGUAUUAUCUGAUCUGGAGAAAUUACAAGAAAUACAUCAUUAUUGGCCUAAUCCUAAUUAUUUUAGUUAUCUUCUUAGUACUCUUCAUCUACACACUGCCUGGAGCCAUCAGUCGUAGGAUUGUUGUAGGAUCUUAGAAAGAAUCCCUCAGCUAUGCAAUUUAUUAAAAUCAAAGUAAAUAAAAACUUCGCUUUUAUUCAUGCUUAGAACUUCCUCUAACUCAGAGGUGUCCAACCUUGGCAACUUUAAGACUUUGUGGACUUCAAAUCCCAGAAUUCCCCAGCCAGCAAGAUUGGAUACCUGUGCUCUAAUUCUUUAUUUCAAGAUAUUUCAUAUAUAUAUAUAUAUAUCUCAUGAUGUAAGUUGUUAGUGUCAAGGUAAACAAAGAACAGAAUUGUAUGUUUAAAUUGAAGUACAUUCCAGUUUGGGAUGCAGUGGCUCAGUGGCUAAGACGUUG
This is a messenger RNA of Ahaetulla prasina, 5969 nucleotides long. RefSeq names its product fer-1 like family member 6 (gene FER1L6). The coding region runs from base 73 to 5649 and encodes 1858 amino acids. The transcript is spliced from 41 exons. The record is from RefSeq and is a predicted model, not a curated record. Gene Ontology annotation, cellular component: membrane. NCBI's taxonomy places the organism in Eukaryota, Metazoa, Chordata, Lepidosauria, Squamata, Colubridae. Gene Ontology annotation, biological process: plasma membrane organization.